Molecule: messenger RNA, 1415 nt
Organism: Solanum stenotomum
Lineage: Eukaryota; Viridiplantae; Streptophyta; Magnoliopsida; Solanales; Solanaceae
Product: probable protein phosphatase 2C 25
Exons: 3
Coding region: 94-1233 (379 amino acids)
Biological process (GO): protein dephosphorylation
Molecular function (GO): cation binding; protein serine/threonine phosphatase activity
Source: RefSeq, a predicted model, not a curated record
ACAAUCUCCAUCACAAAUCCAAAAAAAUUAUAACGGGAAAAAAUUCGAACGUUAAAGAAAACGACAGAUCGGAAAAAAACCGCCGGAGAAAAUAUGUCUUGCACCGUCGCUCUUUCAAAUUCGCCGGUGUUCUCACCGUCUAGGGUUCCGGUGCCGGCUUCUCUUCGUUGUAAAGUUUCUAGUUCUUCAUCUUCUUCUUCGCCUGAAACCCUUACCCUAACUCACUCUCCUUCAAAGACCUCAGCUUCUCCUUCUUCUCCGUCGUCGCCGUUACGGAUUCUUAGGCUUCAGAAACCUCCACCGAGUAACCUUAUUAGAGCUUCUAAUACUGAUUGUUCUACUUCUACGGUUUUGAAGAGGAAGAGACCGACUAGGUUGGAUCUUCCGGUGGCUUCGAUGAGUUUCGGGAAUUUUCCGGUGACUCCUGCUGGAGUAGCGGAUUUGGUUGAGGCUGAGGGUGAUGGAUAUUCUGUUUGCUGUAAAAGGGGGAGAAAAGGUGCAAUGGAGGAUCGUCACUCUGCCAUGGUUAAUCUUAAAGGAGAUUCCAAACAGGGUGUUUUUGGUAUAUUUGAUGGUCAUGGAGGAGUGAAAGCUGCAGAGUUUUCAGCAGAGAACUUGAAUAAGAACAUUAUGAAUGAACUAGGGAAGACAACUGAUGACAAAAUUGAGGCGGCAGUGAAAAACGGUUAUCUUAAAACAGAUACUGAAUUUCUCAGCCAAGAAGUUCGGGGUGGAUCAUGCUGCGUGACAGCUUUAAUCCAAAAGGGCAAUAUAGUUGUAUCUAAUGCUGGGGAUUGUCGUGCUGUUGUGAGCAGAGGAGGGCUUGCUGAGGUAUUGACCUCUGAUCAUAGGCCUUCAAGGAAAGAUGAGAAGGAUAGAAUUGAGGCAUCGGGUGGCUACGUGGAUUGUUGUCAUGGUGUUUGGAGAAUUCAGGGAUCUCUCGCUGUAUCAAGAGGUAUUGGGGAUCAGUACCUUAAACAAUGGGUAACAGCAGAACCUGAGACGAAGAUUCUUGAACUUAAUCCUGAAUUGGAAUUCUUAGUCCUAGCAUCUGAUGGCUUAUGGGAUACCGUUAGCAACCAGGAAGCAGUAGAUAUUGCUCGGCCUUUGUGCACUGGCAUCAGUACACAGCAGCCCUUGUCAGCGUGUAGAAAGCUCAUUGACCUCUCUGUUUCGCGAGGUUCACUUGAUGAUAUAAGUGUGAUGAUCAUUCAACUGGGACAAUUCUGUUGACAGAUCCCCAAUUUAGGUUAGGAAUUCUUUCUUACUAACUCGCAGACGAAUUGCUAGCCAGAGAUUUUUACUAGAAUAACAGUUGGAUCAGUUUACUAGUAUGAGGUUUUUAACUCUGUAAAUCAAAUUGUUAUGCGACUUCAGAUCAGGUGAAAUGAUGAGCAAAAAUCCUUUUUUAUCCA